This is a messenger RNA of Saccharomyces cerevisiae S288C, 1761 nucleotides long. RefSeq names its product alpha-1,2-mannosyltransferase MNN5 (gene MNN5). The transcript has a single exon. Gene Ontology annotation, cellular component: Golgi apparatus. The coding region runs from base 1 to 1761 and encodes 586 amino acids. NCBI's taxonomy places the organism in Eukaryota, Fungi, Ascomycota, Saccharomycetes, Saccharomycetales, Saccharomycetaceae. The record is from RefSeq and is marked reviewed. Gene Ontology annotation, biological process: glycoprotein biosynthetic process. Gene Ontology annotation, molecular function: glycosyltransferase activity; alpha-1,2-mannosyltransferase activity.
AUGCUGAUUAGGUUAAAGAAGAGAAAAAUCCUGCAGGUCAUCGUGAGCGCAGUAGUGCUAAUUUUAUUUUUUUGUUCUGUGCAUAAUGAUGUGUCUUCUAGUUGGUUAUACGGUAAAAAGCUUAGAUUGCCGGUUCUAACAAGGUCGAACCUUAAAAACAAUUUUUACACAACACUGGUACAAGCCAUCGUGGAAAACAAGCCGGCAGAUUCGUCUCCGGACUUGAGUAAGUUGCAUGGGGCGGAAGGGUGUAGCUUUGCAAAUAACGUUGCUGCACACGACUCUGGACACGAUAGUGACUUAAGUUACGAGAGCUUGAGUAAAUGCUAUAAUUUGAAUAAAACAGUACAAGAAAGCCUACGAGAAGUGCACAGUAAGUUUACAGACACCUUAUCAGGGAAACUGAAUUUUUCCAUCCCACAAAGAGAGGCACUUUUCUCAGGUUCUGAGGGCAUUGUCACCAUUGGAGGUGGAAAGUAUUCUGUGCUCGCGUAUACGAUGAUCAAAAAGUUGAGGGACACGGGUACUACAUUGCCUAUUGAAGUCAUCAUUCCGCCUCAGGACGAAGGCGAGGAUGAUUUUUGUAAGAACUGGUUGCCGAAAUUCAAUGGUAAGUGCAUUUAUUUCUCAGAUAUCGUUCCUUCAAAGCCAUUAAGCGAUUUAAAACUCACGCACUUCCAGUUGAAAGUCUUUGGGUUGAUAAUUUCCAGUUUCAAGCGUAUUAUCUUCUUGGACGCAGAUAACUAUGCGGUGAAAAACCUUGACCUUGCUUUUAACACUACAUCCUUCAACGAUACUGGCCUGAUAUUGUGGCCCGAUUUUUGGAGACGUGUCACCCCUCCCGCCUUUUACAACAUUAUAGGAUCUAGCAUUAACAUCGGCAAAAGAGUCCGUUUUGUUAGUGACGAUAUUUCCCCCGUGUCACGUUAUGAUCCAUUUGUUAGUAACUCAAACGAUUACACUCCAAAGGAGAGACAGGAGCAUUUCCUGAAACAUGUUCCCUUACAUGAUCUGGACGGCACGAUGCCAGACUUGAGCUCUGAAUCAGGCCAGAUGGUGAUUGAUAAGAUUCGCCAUUUCAACACUCUAUUACUGGCGCUAUACUAUAAUGUUUAUGGGCCUACCUGGUAUUAUAAGAUGAUUUCUCAAGGCACUGCCGGUGAAGGUGACAAAGACACUUUCGUCGCUGCUGCCCAUGCCUUGAAUAUGCCAUACUAUCAAGUGAGGACUAACUUUGAAUUUGAUGGUUUCUUCUAUCAAAAAGAUGAUUACAAGGGUCUCGCCUUGCUCCAGCAUGAUUUUGAACAAGAUUACAAGCAAUACCAAAAGGCGCAGCAGAAAGUUAAAGCCAACAUUGAGGAAUUUUCCAAACUGGAUCCAGAUUAUACUUUGGACAAUGGUUUCUUGAAAACUUUGAUGGUUAAUGAUGACGGUUCUGAUUUGGAUAUCAUGUUCAUUCAUGCCAGUUUCUACAAGGCAGAUCCAUGGACUCUUUAUCAUGAAAACAGAUUUAUCGGUCCAAAUGGCGAACAAGUACGGGGCUUCAGGAAGCCGCAUCGCUAUGGAAUGGAUUUUGAAUUGUUUUUAUUCAAUGAUAUGAGGGGGUCCUUCUGUACCACUCCGAAAAGCCAAGUUAUUAAAUUCAAGUAUUUUACCGAUAAAGUUAAUACCCCAGAAUGGGAUGCAAUGUGUGAGUAUUUGACCAAUCAUGUUAAUUAUCUGGAGAGCACACACAAAGAAGCUAUGGGGGAGAAAAACUAA